Molecule: messenger RNA, 825 nt
Organism: Paramacrobiotus metropolitanus
Lineage: Eukaryota; Metazoa; Tardigrada; Eutardigrada; Parachela; Macrobiotidae
Product: melatonin receptor type 1B-A-like
Exons: 4
Coding region: 1-825 (274 amino acids)
Biological process (GO): G protein-coupled receptor signaling pathway
Cellular component (GO): membrane
Molecular function (GO): G protein-coupled receptor activity
Source: RefSeq, a predicted model, not a curated record
AUGAACAGCACGAUGCGUCGCGCACAAGCAGCUGCACACGACACGAAACCGGUGCCGGAAAGAGUUGUCCUGGGGAAAAUUUGGUUCACAACUCAUCCGAUUCUCUGCAAAGUGAUUGCGCAAUUGUGCUCUGCCAGCUGUAUCGCUACCCACUGGAACACUCUACUGAUCGCCAUCAAUCGGUACAUCUUGAUACGCCAUCCCACUCUUUAUCGCCGUGUGUACACCCAGGGAAGCGUGUUCCUCAUGUGCCUAACUGUGUGGGUGGUGAUGUUAGGAGCCACUAUACCCAAUCACGUUGACGUCGGAUGGGGCUCGCUCGGCUUCUCCGAUAUCCUAUUCGUCUGCACCUUCGCCACCGACCAUUAUCACUACACCCUUUUUAACGUGUCGGUGUUUUUAUUUUUCCCGGCCAUAUUAACCUUUGUCGCCUAUUACGGUAUCUACCGACAGGUACGGAUAAGCCGCAUCCGAGUGCUGACCGGGCAACCGGGAAAAUCCUUUAGGAAGGAUAUCCGGAUUGUCAAGUCCCUGUUUAAGGCGUAUGUCGUUUAUUUGGUGCUAGUUGCACCCUUCGGUGUAAUAAUGUUGAUUAACAUGGGACAGUUGCCCCAUAUUUGGUACAUGCUGUCGCUGCUGCUGUACCACGGCGUGGGGACGGCCAACUGUUUUCUGUAUGCCGUGCGGUUGGGGAAAUUCUGGGAUGGAUUACGGUUGAUGUUCCACUUGCCGAUGAAGAGCGAGAGCAGCGGAGCGAGUGGACAAUUAUCCACGUCGUCGCAACGGGCCCAGGCGACAGCGUCUUCCAGACGCUCUCAUCAAUAG